This is a messenger RNA of Paecilomyces variotii, 2111 nucleotides long. RefSeq lists its product as hypothetical. Lineage: Eukaryota; Fungi; Ascomycota; Eurotiomycetes; Eurotiales; Thermoascaceae. The coding region runs from base 96 to 1889 and encodes 597 amino acids. Gene Ontology annotation, molecular function: metallocarboxypeptidase activity; zinc ion binding. Gene Ontology annotation, biological process: proteolysis. The transcript is spliced from 2 exons. The record is from RefSeq and is a predicted model, not a curated record.
UGAAUCUGUGAGUCGGUAACUAGGUAUCAACCUCCCCCAGCUGCUGACAGACCCUCGUAUCCGCAUCCCGCGGGACGAUGCCGUGAGAGCACAAGAUGCAUACGCUUCAUUGUCUUCUCCUCUUCCUCUGCGCGCUGCUGCUUGCCGUUCUGGUGCCUGCCGUGCCCGCCGGCUCCAGCAUCACGCCUCCCCCUCCUCUCGAACCGGUACAAUUGCUUGCGCAGUCUCAGGAUCGCCGGCGACCCUGGACUCGCGUGCGGGAUGCAGUCAUCGAGACGAUAUGGGGGAUCCCGCGGAAACACUCGAGGAUUGUAUCCUCGAAAGACCUGACCUACGGCCAUGCUCCGCCGGCCAAGACGCUCGCGCGGUAUGGAAGCGAUGUCGUUCUUCGUUUCCAGAUCAGUAGUCCGCGAGAGGCAGAAGCACUGGCGGAAGCUACCAAUAUCCUCUUUCUGGAUGUGUGGGUGGCCACGGAUGAGUUUGUGGAUAUCCGACUCGCGCAAGAAAUGAUCCCUCCAUUGCUGGGUCUUCUGCCGAAGUCAUUGCAAAAGGCUCACACGUUGUUGAUUGAAGACCUUGCGGAAAUGAUUUACAACUCCUAUCCGUCCUCACGACGCACCAGUCUGGGUGACCAGCCAGUCUUUAGCCCCUCCAUGCAACAAUCACCCGAGAUUUCAGAUCUGUUCUUCCGCGAUUACCAACCGCUGUCUGUCAUCGUUCCAUGGAUGCGACUCAUGGCGUCAAUGUUUACCACACAUGUCCGGAUGAUCAGUGUCGGAACGUCGUAUGAAGGUCGCGAUAUUCCAGCCCUGCGGCUUGGUGUGCGUCCAAGCACACCAGAAGGUGACUCAGAGAGGCGAAAGAUGAUUGUGGUUACCGGUGGCACGCAUGCCCGUGAAUGGAUCAGUACUUCGACCGUCACAUAUGUGGCCUACAGGCUAAUCACUGGCUACGGCAAAUCCAAACGCAUUACGAAAUUGCUCGAGGAGUUCGACUGGGUUUUCGUGCCAACAUUGAAUCCGGACGGAUAUGUCUACACGUGGGAGGCGGAUCGACUCUGGCGGAAGAACAGGCAGCAAACCAGUCUGCACUUUUGUCGCGGAAUUGACCUCGAUCGUGCCUGGGACUUUGAAUGGAACGGAGACGCGACACGUUCAAACCCCUGCUCCGAGCUCUAUGCCGGCGAUGGCCCAUUCGAAGCCGUGGAGUCCCAAAGUUUUGCUGAAUGGGCUAGAAAUGAGACCGAGAACAACAAUUUCGAGAUGACCGGUUUCCUCGAUCUGCAUUCCUACUCACAGCAGAUUCUUUAUCCUUAUGCCUAUUCAUGCUCGUCCGUCCCGCCGACUCUGGAGAACUUAGAGGAAUUGGCUAUGGGUAUUGCAAAGGCGAUCCGUCUUACCAACCGUGAGACGUACGAGGUCACGUCCGCCUGUGAGGGGAACGUUGUAUCUGGCCAGUGGAAACACUCGGAAACAAUGAACCCUUCCGUCGAUACCGCUGGAGGAAGUGCGUUGGAUUGGUUCUAUCAUCAGCUUCAUGCGCGCUACUCGUAUCAGAUCAAGUUACGAGAUAAGGGCAGUUAUGGGUUCCUCCUACCGCCAUCAAAUAUCGUUCCUACUGGCAAAGAGACCUUCCACGGAGUGCUCCUGUUCGGCAAGUUUCUUCUCUCUGGAGACGUCAGCAUAGCCGAUUGGGAAACGGAGUUUGAAUUCUCAGAGGGAGCACGUGUUCCUUCCGAGCCCUCUGCUAACACGGUCGACAACGCUCCCCAAAACAACGGUCAGCAACCUGCGGAAAUGCCCGAUUCUGAAACCCAAGCUAUUGUGGAGGAUUCUGUUACGAUUGAAGAUAUCCUGGACGAAGAUUAUGACUGGUCCCUCCGAAAGUGACCCAAGUUGUACGCUUUUGUUCUUCCGUCAUGAUACGAAUGAUCUGUACUCUUAGCCUGUCGUCCACGUUUACUUGUUGAUAAUCUUUCCCUGAUGAUGCUUCACGGCCCAUGAAUAUCUCUCUGUUUCCUUGCUUUUCCCUCGAAGUGCAGGUGUGGAGUUGGCCCUUUCUGCUUUGGUGAUACUUGAAGUUGAGAUGCGGAUUCGCUUUCUGAGUCUGAC